GACGGAUGUGCCAUACCGACCUGCACCUCCCUGGCAGCACGCAGCACUACAACAUGCGGCCCGAGCACUCGAUCACCCAUUCAUUCACUCGCUUCUCAGGCCCCUAGCACCCGAGGCCCGAAGGUUCCGAGCACGCCUAAUCUCCUGACGCCCAUAUAAUUAGAGGGUGACCACACCCCAUCGCCUUCGCGCCUACCCCCUUCCCCUCGAGGCUCGCGUGCCCUGCGUUUCAUAUCUCUAAUCGGCACAUCCAUCGCAGGAUCGCUCUCAGGCGCCGUGGGCGACGAGACGCGUGUAAUCAGCAGACAGCCCUGUUGGCUGAUGUCUGAUAUUGUUCGGGUGUGUGACGCUGUGAUCGGACAGUGGGCUCGCGUCGUGGAUCAUCAGGUCCUUGUCCGUGCGCCUUCGAAUGAUUGCUCCAUUCAAAACGCAUGUUUGCUCCGGCUUGGCUUUAGGAGGCCUUCGAAUUCUGUGCGGUUCUAUCGUGCGCUUCGUAUGCUGCAGCAACCCUGGAGACCUACGGUCCAACACGUUUCUGUGAAAGAAAGUGGGCUGCAAGCGAUAGAAGCCAUUGCUUCGCAAUUCAACUCAAUUAGUCAGAAACUCUAUCAUUGUGCAUUGUAUUGUCCUAUGCAUUGUAUUGGCGUGCCGUCGCGGAGGCCGGUGUGCGGAAAUAAGGAGGGAACGCUUGUAUCGUCCAAUCAACCGCGGAAGUAUGAAACGGGCUGCCUGCGUUUCUUCGUGUGGAAGUCAUGUUCAUGCCGCAGUCCGGAAAUGGAGGCCCGGUAUGCGCGCGCUCGCGCUUGAGCCAGUCAACGGUGCCUCGUACGUGGGCCGAUAUGGAAGGGUACAUGAGAAGAUGAGAUGAAGCAUGCACGUUGACACCGCCCCUCGGAAGCAAUAUUGCCAGGGGGUUCACCGCCUGACACUGAAUUGAGAAGCACAAC
This is a messenger RNA of Laetiporus sulphureus 93-53, 947 nucleotides long. RefSeq lists its product as uncharacterized. NCBI's taxonomy places the organism in Eukaryota, Fungi, Basidiomycota, Agaricomycetes, Polyporales, Laetiporaceae. Bases 322 to 807 code for a protein of 161 amino acids. The record is from RefSeq and is a predicted model, not a curated record. The transcript has a single exon.